Misgurnus anguillicaudatus (oriental weatherfish) is the source of this 2674-nucleotide messenger RNA. The record is from RefSeq and is a predicted model, not a curated record. Lineage: Eukaryota; Metazoa; Chordata; Actinopteri; Cypriniformes; Cobitidae.
UGACUGAAUAAGAAGCGAGAACACUGUGAGGAGAGACUAAAUGAGAGGAUUACAAAAGAGGCAUUUAAACAUUUCUCUUGCGGCAAGAAAACAUCAAAAUCCUCAAAGAGAGUUUCAUUUAAAAAAGAAAGCAUUAUCCAGUCUGCAUUUCCACACCACAAUCUUCUGAGGAAUCAUGGGACUGUUUGAAGUCUCAGUUAUUGCUCUUCUUUCAUUUAUCACAAUGACUGAAUUAGCUGAACCCCCUGGAUGUAAAAUCCGCAUCACGGCCCGAGGACUAGAAAUGUUAAAGUCUCAGACAAAAAAGUUUGUAGAAGAGGAGAUCAGUAACAUCACUAUGCCAGAGAUGAAAGGUUCAGAAGGCCGUUUCCAAUACACCAUCAAAAAUGUGAAGAUAACAGAGCUGGACCUGACAUCUGACCUGCGCUUCCAGCCUGACGUAGGGCUUCUCUUCGAAGUGCACAACUCCUCCAUCACACUGAACUUCCAGAGGCGAAUCCUAUAUUGGCUUUUUUACGAUGAGGGAUAUAUCAACGCCUCGGCAGAAGGCGUCAACAUCUUCACGGCCCUCCAUCUCAAAAGAGACGAGGUGGGCCGUCUCAAGAUCUCAAACAUCACCUGUGAUGCGGCUAUAACUAAGAUGAGGGCCAAAUUCAGCGGGACCCUUGGGAGGGUUUAUGACUUCAUUGCAACCUUCUUGACUACGGGAAUGCGUUUCAUCUUAAAUAAACAGAUUUGUCCAGCACUGGAUCAUGCUGCACUGGUUUUAGUUAACCAACUAUUGGAAACAAUUCCAGUGCGCACAGAGGUGGAUAAUUACAUUGGGAUCGACUACUCACUACUGAGUGACCCUGUGGUCACAGAUAGAAGCCUUGAUAUGGAUUUUAGGGGCAAGUUUUAUGAUCUUAAGGAUGAAAAUCAAACCCUAGUGAAUUAUGCCGUGAAUCCAGUAGUAAGGGAGUAUGAUCGUAUGAUCUAUCUGUCUCUCUCCGAGUAUUUCUUCGACAGUGGACUCUUUGCUUAUUACACAGGUGGACUUUUUCAAAUGCAGAUAGCAAAUGAACGGAUGCCCAAGGAUUUGGAGAUGCUUCUCAGGACGACCUACUUCGGUACAAUCAUGAUGCUGAACCCAGCUCUGAUGGAUCAUCCGCUGUCACUGGAGUUGGAGGUCACCGCUCCUCCCCGCUCCACCAUCAAAACCUCGGGUGCGAGCGUCUCUGUUAACUCAAACGUUAAAGUUCUGGUUCUUCCACCAGGAAAAGCACCAGUUCAACUUAGCAGCAUGACCAUGGAAGCUAAAUUCAAUGCGAAGGUGUCGAUGAAGGGAAAGCGCCUGGCAAUUUAUCUAGAUCUAAGAAGGUUCAAGAUCUUCUCCAAUCAAUCUGCUUUGGAGUCAUUAGCUCUGAUUCCACUACAGGGUCCACUGAAGACUAUGUUACAGAUAUCUGUGGUUCCUCUUAUUAACAAUUACACCAAGCGAGGUGUACAGAUUCCUCUUCCAGACGGCAUUGACUUCAUUGAAGAAGUGGUUGAGUAUCACAAUGGUUACAUCAUAGUGGGGGCCAACCUACACUUCAGAACAGGUCUGCGUGAGUUAAUCGAGAGACGCCUGACAGAUUCCUCAGACAACUUGAUUUAAGAAGGGAGACGAGCACAGAAACGCAUUCAUGACACGUAUGAACAGAUAUUAAAGUACAGGCCAAUAGAUUGGGGACUUUCUUUCCAACGAAUGCAUGAUAUUGGUGAAAUUUUACAAGCAUUUAGUCCUCAAAUUUGUUGACCUGCUAGUCAACAUGAAACAUCAAUAAAAAAUGUUAUUUACUUUAAUAAUGCACAUUCUCAGUUUUAAUAUGCAUAUAGAUAAAAAAAACAAAAUUGUAAGUAAAUGACUCUAGAUCACAAUACAAGUUUACAUGUUGAAGCCCGCAUUUUAUUGAUUUUCAUAUGAAAUUGAUUUAUUUCACACUGCAAAAUAAUGACUUUCUUACUUAGUAUUUUUGUCUUGUUUCAAGUUCAAAUAUCUAAUUUUUUAAAAAUUAAGAUGUAUUUUCUUAACGAGCAAAAUGAACUAAGAAGUCUUAGUUUUAGACAAAAAAAGUUGUGCUUAAAACAAGCAAAAAAAAUCUACCAAUGGGGCAAGAAAUUUUUUCUUGAUUUUUUUCAUGAAUUAAGUGUUUAAGAAAAUGUUCACGAUUUUUUUCUAACCCCAUUGACAGAUUUGCUUGAUUUGAGCACAAAUUCACUUAAUUUUUUUUGUCUAAAAACUUAUUUUCUUUGUUAAAGAAAAUGCAUCUUGGUUAAAGUAUUUUUAGAUAUUUGUACUGAAAACAAGACAAAAAUACUUAGUAAAAAAAGUAAUUUUGCAAUGCAUAAAAAUGCAUUACAGUAUAAAAGUUGCGUGUUCAUUUCAGGUUUUGAGUAAUUGACUGAAAUGCAUUAUAUAUGUUGUAUGUGUACGUAGAUGUAUAAACGAUGUAUUUCUAGAUGAAAUGUAUGAUUUUUGUACAAUUGUAUGAUCUUAUAUUGAAUGAAUAUUUAAUAUGAGGUUGGAUUGUUGUGCUAUAAAGUUUAAACAUCCUUAGUUGGGACUGAAAUCAUUGCGCUGGUAACACUUUAUUGUAAAGUAAGUUUAACAUUGGUUAGUAUGAACUAACAAUUAAAGAUACUUACAGCA